UCUGAUGGUCGUGGUACCUCAACGGACCAGUCAGUGCCAUGCAUAACGCAUGAGAGAGUCACGUCCUGCACUUCUCUCUUGGUUUUUUCGAAUUUUUUUUUUUUUUUCGUCCAUCGGAUUUCGGAAAAAGCGGUCGCGCUUGGAAACUGGCAAGGCGCGAAAGGUGAUCGUCUCGUACUGGUCCGGUCGGUGUGACAAAGUGUGCGUGCAACACGUUUGCACGUUGUGUGUCGGCCUGCAGUCGAAAGAAAUCGGUUGGCCUCAGACGACGUGUGCGCGACGGCCGAUCCAAGAGGAAAACCAAGUUGUUGGUUUGAUCGCAAUCGUCCAGUUCGGGACAAACAAGAGACGGGCGUGUGAUGCAGUGUCGACGAGUGCAGGGCAUUUGAAAUCGAAAGACGGGAAUUACAGCGUGCAGGUGUGAAAGAGUGCAGCCAUCGUUUUCAGUUGGUUUCGGGAAACAUCGAAACAUCGAAAACAUCGGCCAAAAUCCAUCCAAAAAGGUCAAUGGCUACGGCCACGUACCUCGGCCACCAUCAGCAGCAGCCGACGGAUCACCACCACCACCAUCCGGCUCACCACCACCACCACCACCACCAUUUGCAUCAUCACGCACUAGUGGCGGCGGCUGCGGCUGCGGCUCACCAAGAAUCGGUGCAGCAAGGAAAUAAUUCGGCCAGUGGCAACAGCGGAGGCGGAGGUGGAGGCGCAGGCAGAAUGAACUUGGUGAACGCGUCGCAAAGCGGAGCGCCGGGCGGAGGAGGGUAUCAGAGCGCGGGCGGAGGCAACGGCUCCAGUUCGCCGCAUCACAGGGAACACGGCCACGAGAUGAAGUACAUGGUGGCGGCGGCCGCAGCGGCCGCCGCCGGCCAUCCGGCCGCUCUCAUGUCGCACAAUCCGUGGUCGGAUGCGGGCAUCCAUCCGGGCGCGGCGGCCCAUCAUUGGGCGUCGAUGCAUUCGGUCCACGCUCACGCCACUCUGCAUCCGCACCAUCAGGAUAUCAAACCGCAGGCCGGCGAUUUGGUGGCCAUCCAACAUCAUCGAGGCGGAGGCGGAGGAGGCGGAGGAGGCGGAGGUAACAACCAACAGCAAUCGUCAUCCGGACAUUCGGCCAGCGGCGGAUGGCAUUCGGCCGUUUCGGUCUCCUCACCGUACAUGUCGUCCGGCGGUGGAUCUCCUAUCCAACACCCGAAUUACCCGGGCGCGAUGAACGGAAUGGGCGGUUCGCAAUUGCACGGCCAUCCGCACCACAACAAUUCGGCCAAUCAUCACCACUCGUCGAUGGUGGGCCGAGGGCCGAGCGAGGGCUCCGGCGUCGGCAGUCCGUUGAGUCACGGCAACCACGACGCGCACGACCUGCGCGAUCACGGCCACCUGGACUCGCACCACGUCGGCCACGGCCACUUGCACGGCCACGGCCACGGCCAGCACAGCGGCGGUGGCGGCGGCGGGCCUCAUUCGGGCGCCGGAAGCGACAUGGGCGGCGACCCGUCGGAAGAGGAGAACCCGACGUCCGACGACCUGGAAGCCUUCGCCAAACAGUUCAAACAGCGGCGCAUCAAGUUGGGCUUCACGCAGGCCGACGUCGGCCUGGCGCUGGGCACGCUCUACGGCAACGUCUUCUCGCAGACGACCAUCUGCCGCUUCGAGGCGCUGCAGCUCAGCUUCAAGAACAUGUGCAAACUGAAGCCGCUGCUUCAGAAGUGGCUGGAAGAGGCCGACUCGACGACCGGCUCGCCGACCAGCAUCGACAAGAUCGCCGCCCAGGGCCGCAAGCGCAAGAAGCGGACGUCGAUCGAAGUGUCGGUGAAGGGCGCGCUGGAGCAGCACUUCCACAAGCAGCCGAAACCGUCGGCCCAGGAGAUCGCCUCGCUGGCCGACUCGCUGCAGCUCGAGAAGGAGGUGGUGCGCGUCUGGUUCUGCAACCGCCGUCAGAAGGAGAAGCGCAUGACGCCGCCCAUGCCCAACGGUCCCAACUCAUCGCCGCUAAGAGGAUCGAUGGCCGAUUACGGCGGACCGGCCGGCAUGGACCAGCAGCACCACCAGGGCUACCUGCCCGGCCAUCCGUUGCAUUCGGACCAUCUGAUUGGAUUGCACGGCGGCCAUCCGUCGCCCGGCAUGAUGCAGCAGCAGCAGCAGCAGCAACAACAACAACAACACGGCCACAGUCCGCCUAUGCUCUCACCCCAAUCUCUGCCACCGUCUCAUUCGCAGUCGUUAACGGCCCAUUAAAUUGCAACCCCGACGGGGGUUAGUCCGCAAUUUAUAUAUUAUACAUAGACAUUUUUUAUUUGUCUUUUUUUUUUUUAAUAUUUUUGAUUUUAUAAAAAGCUAUCAACAUUUUGUCCGUUCUUUUUUUUUUCUAUUUAACAAUUGUUUGAAUUUCUCAGCCUGUUAUCUAUACAUACGCAAAACUAUACGUUUUUUUUUUUCAUUGGUUUCUUUGAUCAGGGGGGUUGUGUUGUGUUGCCCACCUUCAUUUCCGAUUGUCUGGUGUUUUCCGACGGGAAAAAAAAGGCGGACAACAAAACCUUUGUACCAAAGUUUCGCAAUUCAUUUGUUUUUUUUUGUUUUCCGCCUCACUCCCCCGCGCACUUGUCUGACACAGAAAAUUGGCAACAUCGAAAACGCGAAGAAAAUAGUUUCCAGUGGUUCGUGUGUGUGUGUGUGUGUGUGUGUGCACAACAACAAUCAGUGCAUGUACAUCGAAUAUUUGGCAGUGAAAACGAAGAUGCGUUCGUGAAAUCAUGGCGGACAUCACACGGAAACAAAAGUGGAUCGCAACGAAUCGCCGAGAUUUGAUUUGUGAAAGGAACUAAAGUCGAGAGGUGUGACACAACGGCUGAUGUCUAUAGAGAGUGGGGGGGGAGGACUGUUUACAUAUACAGGGACGUGUGUUUAAGGUGCGGGUUUGCAUCGACACGACACCGAAAGAAAAGAAGAAAGGGCCUACACACAUCUAUAAUGCUCGGCUGCCAUGUCUAUAAAGGAAAAGAAGAAUCCAGAAGGGCAUUACAAGAAAGAGCCUCUGGGCUGUGGAUGGACGGCGGCUAGCAACCUCUUCUUCUCUUACCUUUCCUUCUUUCCACAGACAAGAAAAAACUGGCCACUCUAUAAUUCAUUGUUUCCUUCUUCUCCAGUUUGCAGAGAGAAAAAAAAAAAAAGGCCUUUAUUUGCACCGAUGUUUGCAUACAUGCGCCGAAUCGAUGUGGCUUGUUGGUCUAUUUUCGAAAAAUAUCAAAAGAAAUAAGUCUAUUACAGCUUCUAAGAGCUUCUGCAGUUGCUGGGGCUUUCUUUUCCUAUACAGAGCCGAGCUGCUGUUACACACACGACACACACACGGCUUUAAAGCGAGAGAGAGAGAGAGAGCUCGGCUGAUUUCCUGCCUAGAUUGGAAAGUAUAUGUACAUGCUGAGGCAGGAGGAGGGGGAUAGUUUAAGUUCUCACGUCACGUCCUCGGCGCGCCGCGCUGCCGCUCAACUCACAUGAGCUCAACUUCUCUCUCUCUCUCGUUCCUUAUUUUCUCUCUUUUUUUUUUUUUUCUUUUUCCUGGGCGAACCCCCUGAAAAAAAGGAAAAAAAGAAAAAGCGUUUGGUUAUACGAGAGACUCUAUGAGAAACGUGAGGGUCGAUCGAGGAAAGAAAAAGGAACGAUAGUUUGUGCUACUAUAUAACUAUACAUAUAUAGAAUGAAAAAAAAAAAUUAUGUAUUUAUAUUUAAAAAAAAAAAAGGGGGGGGG
Daphnia magna is the source of this 3739-nucleotide messenger RNA. Its product is annotated as silk gland factor 3. The coding region runs from base 508 to 2232 and encodes 574 amino acids. The transcript has 3 exons. Gene Ontology annotation, biological process: regulation of transcription by RNA polymerase II. NCBI's taxonomy places the organism in Eukaryota, Metazoa, Arthropoda, Branchiopoda, Diplostraca, Daphniidae. Gene Ontology annotation, molecular function: DNA-binding transcription factor activity, RNA polymerase II-specific; RNA polymerase II cis-regulatory region sequence-specific DNA binding. The record is from RefSeq and is a predicted model, not a curated record.